GGUGGACCACUGCCCAGUGCUGCCCUCUCAGGCCUGCUGCAAGGGGCACCGGGACCCUGCUGGACCCAGGCUAACUGCCUGGGUUAACCGCUGAGGCUAACCGCUAAGGGAGUUGCCCUGGCACCUCAGAUCCUGGCUGGGAAAGGCAAGUCCGGCCAGUGGGGGCAGGGCCAGGGCUCCUGGAAUCAGGAUCUGCAGGCCGAGUUGGAGGUGCUCCAUUCCCAUGUCACCUGGAGAAAAACUGGACCCACUUCCUGAACCUUUCAUCCUGCAGCCGCCCAUCUUCCACCCGGUGGUUCCUUAUGUCGUGACAAUUUUCGGUGGCCUGCGUGCGGGCAAGAUGGUCAUGCUACAGGGAGUGGUCCCUCUAGAGGCACGCAGGUUCCAGGUAGACUUCCAGUGCGGCUGCAGCGUGCACCCCCGGCCGGAUAUCGCCGUCCACUUCAACCCUCGCUUCCACACCACCAAGCCCCACGUCAUCUGCAACACCUUACACUCGGGGCGCUGGGAGGCCGAGGCCCGGUGGCCCCGCGUGCCCCUGCAGAGAGGAGCCCCUUUCCGCCUCCUCUUUCUCUUUGGAAACGAGGAAAUGAAGGUGAGUGUGAAUGGACAACACUUUCUCCACUACCGCUACCGGCUCCCGCUGUCCCGUGUAGACACCCUGGGCAUAUUUGGUGACAUCCUGGUGGAGGCUAUUGGAUUCCUGAACAUCAGCCCAUUCGCGGAGGGCGGCAGCGAGUACCCAGUUGGAUACCCUUUCCUGCUGAAGAGCCACAGCCUGGAGGUGCCCUGCUCGCGUGCCCUUCCCCGGGGUCUCUGGCCCGGACAGGUCAUCGUGCUGCGGGGGCUGGUCUUGCCGGAGCCCAAGGACUUCACACUGAGCCUGCGGGACGAGGCCGCUCAUGUGCCCGUGAUGCUCCGGGCUUCCUUUGCAGACAGAACUCUGGCCUGGGUCUCGCGCUGGUGCAAGGAGCUGAUCUCAGCCCCCUUCCUCUUCUAUCCACAGCGAUUCUUCGAGGUGCUGCUCCUGUGCCAGGAGGGAGGGCUGAAGCUGGCGCUCAACGGGCAGGGCCUGGGCGCCACCAGCCUCCAGCGGCAGACCCUGGAGCGACUGCGGGAGCUCCGGGUCAGUGGCAGUGUCCAGCUCUACUGCGUCCACUGCUGAGGAAUGAGCCAGGGACCCCACCAGGGAAGGGGAGGGCCAUGCCCGGCACCCCUUGGUGUAGCUCCACUCUCUACCCUUCCUUGAACCGUGUAUCUGUCACCACCACCAGAGUCUGCAGGGGCUUUGGGUCCCACAUCAGAGGGAAGCCUCCUCCAACUCGGGGCCCCCUCCACCAGGAGCCUG
Molecule: messenger RNA, 1348 nt
Organism: Enhydra lutris kenyoni (northern sea otter)
Lineage: Eukaryota; Metazoa; Chordata; Mammalia; Carnivora; Mustelidae
Product: galectin 12
Exons: 9
Coding region: 224-1165 (313 amino acids)
Biological process (GO): intrinsic apoptotic signaling pathway; lymphatic endothelial cell migration
Molecular function (GO): integrin binding; lactose binding
Source: RefSeq, a predicted model, not a curated record